UGCAAGCAAGCCAGUGAGUCAGUCAGUCGAGUCGCGUUAACGGCUAAACAAACGAUAAACUUGUACGAUUGUUUUUGGGUUUUUUUUAAAAAAACUGUAAUUCCUUCCAGUUUGUCGUUGAAGAUGGAUUUAGACUCCAUGAAGUAUGCAGACCUGCGGCAGCUCGCUAAAAGCGUCGGUUUAAAAGCUAACAUGAAGGCUGAUAAGCUGCUGAAGGCGCUGAAGCUGCAUUUUGAACAGAAGGAGAGCUCGGAGAAUGGAAACAACGUCACCUCAGAUGACGUGCAGAUCCCAGAGCAGGCAGCAGCCGAGCCCAAACCUGCAAACGACGCGCUGGUGACCACACGCCGCAGAAAAAACCAGCAGGCCAAGAGAAAGUACUCUGGAAACGGAGGUGGGGCUGACCCGAAUCCCAAACCAGAAGAGUGCUCGGCUCAGGAUGACGCGAAGUCGCCCGGAGAGGAGGUGGACGAGGAGGACGGCGGUAAAAGGAGCUCCAAGAGGAGGAAGGUGUUCUCUGCUAAGGACACGGAGACUCCAGCUCCUGAGGUGAAACCUGGAUCUGCUGACGAUGAUGCCGUCACCGAGGAGAGCGGUAAAGAUGUGGUUAAGAAGACUGCCGGAAAAAUCCCCCGUCACGAGGGUCUGCUGAAGAAGAAAACGGCCCUGAAGCCGACCACGCCGAACUUCAGGAAACUCCACGAGGCCCAUUUCAGCAAGAUGGAGUCCAUCGAUUCCUACGUGCAGAGGAGGAACAAGCAGAUGGAGGUGCUCAGGAACUCCGUGAAGGACCUGAAGGCUCAGUCAGAAAACAGUGUGAAGUCAGCGGACAACAAGACUUGUGCUAAGCCGCCGGUCAGCCGAGCCUCGCUGUUCAGCCCGGGAAUGCCGGAGAAGAAAGCGGAGAAGCGCAGGGUCACCCGGGUUACCGCCAGCAAGCCAGCUAUGAAGGACGGCGCCCCCUUCAGGCCGUCCGUCCUCUCGGCCAACAAAAUCAACGUCAGGUUUUCCCAAACAACGCAGGACAACGAGCACAAGCGCUCUCUGGUGAAGACUCCGGCCCGCAUGUCCUCCCUGUUUCCUCUCACUCCCACUCCGGGCAGGAAGUCUGAAAUGAACUCUACCAAGAACACCGCUCCCGUCAACAAAACUCCAGGAUUGACCCCGUUCCUCUUCAGCGGCGGCCCGAGCACUCCGGGGACCAACAAGAAAACCGCGUUCGAUCUGAAGGCGAGCCUCUCUCGCCCGCUCACGUACAAACCCCACAAGGGAAAGCUGAAGCCUUUCGGAGUGACGCAGGAAAACGCAGGACCGAACACUUCUCAGACGCUUCCUUCUCACCAGAAAAACUACAAACAGCACCAAGUGCAGACGCGAGACGAGCGGCGGGUCAAGCACAUGGAGGACAGGAAGCAGAAGAAGGAGAAGAUGCUCGGUGCCAGACGUGGACUGGUGAUUGCUUAACGUUCCUGCUGUGUUUUUUUUAUUU
Messenger RNA from Ictalurus furcatus (blue catfish), 1489 nucleotides. RefSeq names its product nucleolar and spindle associated protein 1 (gene nusap1). Gene Ontology annotation, molecular function: microtubule binding. NCBI's taxonomy places the organism in Eukaryota, Metazoa, Chordata, Actinopteri, Siluriformes, Ictaluridae. The transcript is spliced from 12 exons. The record is from RefSeq and is a predicted model, not a curated record. The coding region runs from base 124 to 1464 and encodes 446 amino acids. Gene Ontology annotation, biological process: establishment of mitotic spindle localization; mitotic cytokinesis; mitotic chromosome condensation. Gene Ontology annotation, cellular component: nucleolus; microtubule; mitotic spindle.